Messenger RNA from Cylas formicarius (sweet potato weevil), 4589 nucleotides. It is a transcript of the gene pns, whose product is annotated as DENN domain-containing protein 5B. The transcript has 17 exons. Lineage: Eukaryota; Metazoa; Arthropoda; Insecta; Coleoptera; Brentidae. Gene Ontology annotation, molecular function: guanyl-nucleotide exchange factor activity; small GTPase binding. The record is from RefSeq and is a predicted model, not a curated record. The coding region runs from base 143 to 3931 and encodes 1262 amino acids.
AUAAACUCAUAGAGGAGAAAGAGAAAGUCAAAGUCAAAAACAUAUGAAUGGAAGUAAAAAUGAUUAGAAACUAGAGCGUAAAUGUUCGAACGUCGCUAGAUUUCAUCCCAUUGGAAGUCAUAAAAUAAAUUCUAAGGAUAAUAUGUCAAAAUUUGCUGAUUAUUUUGUGAUUUGUGGACUUGACUUUAAUUCUGGACUCGAACCGGAUAAAUUUUCAGAGGACAAUUUGCACGUUUCUCCAUUGGAACGUUCCUACAAAUGUAAAGUGCUUGCCCACUAUCCAGAAAACUUAAAGUCAAAUCCUUUUGAUGCAGCCGCAGUUUGCAUGCUGGCACUACCAAAUGGCUUAAAAUUUCGAACACAGAAGCAUUCAGUCACUCAGGCCCCCAAUUUUCACUCAUUUCUAAUUACUCGAGAAGAUGGCAAGAGAUGUUAUGGGUUCAGUCUUAUCUUUUAUGAGGAAGUCAGGAAUAGAGAUAUCUGUGCUGCGAUGCAAACGUUACAAGCUAUGUAUAUAACCGAAUUGUCGAGCGGUUUGAGAGUUAAACCAGUUCAACAAAUACAAAGUCAGGGUCCCCAAUCCAGAUCAUUACCACGGCAUUUCAAACUGACUACUCAAAAUCCCAAUGGGGCUGCCUUGACUUACUAUGACAUAACCAAAGAUAGGUUAUUCGUAUCAAAAAGUAUUGGCAUUAUAUGUCACGCAGCUUACCUACAUGCAGCUAGAACAUUUCUGGAAAAUCUGUAUAGAUGUGUACCUAGAAAACCUACUUCCGUUCAUGGUCUAAGCUUGGAAAGUUAUGUGUUCAACUUGUUGUAUGAGAUAGAAUUACCCACUUCAGGAAAAAGCAUUUUAGUCCACUUGCCUCCGCCAGAUCCCCAUUUGCCCUUAGCCAAUGUGAUUCUUCAGAAUCCGGCACCACCUCUUGAGUUGCCACAUCUUGACUACCCUUUACGAGUGAUAUUUGUGUUACUGGGUGUUGAUAUUGUUGUUCAGCUGUUUACUUGUCUUUUACUUGAAAAUCAAGUACUGCUAAGAAGUACAGAUUGCCAAAAAUUAAUGAUUGUGGCAGAAGGUAUGACAGCUCUGUUGUUCCCCUUUAAUUGGCCUCACGUCUAUGUUCCAGUAUUACCUGCCGCCCUACAUCAUUUUUUAGAUGCGCCUGUACCGUUUCUAAUGGGUUUAAAUGCAUCAUCUGAAAACAUAAAAGUCGCAUCUGAAGCUAGUUUGUGUUAUGUGGAUAUUGAUAAAUGUAAAGUGCAGUUACCAGAAGAAAUGGUUUCAUUCCCCCACAUGGACUCUUUCACAGAUGAAAUUUGGUCUAUUUUGGAUAAACAUGGAGUUCAUGUGCCAAAAUCUGAAAAUAAUAGAAAUAUUCAGGAAAUCACAUCAAGAAGUUCUACUUUACCAGGAAAGCCGCAAAAUCGAAGGAAACUUUCUAUUCAUGAUACUCUAGAUAAUGACAGACCUCCAUCUCCUCCUGGUUCAGCCAGAUCAGAAGCGUUACAACGAAUAGCUGAUAUAGUUAGAAGAACGGGAGUGGCUUUAGAUAAGAAUGAAAUAUCUCAUCCCACUGACUCUUACAUUGAAGAUUUAAGGUUCAAUAAUGCAAUCAGAGAAACGUUUUUGAAUAGGUUUGUGCAUAUCUUUCAGGCUUAUGAAAAUUUUGUAAUAUUGCCAACUAAUCAUAAUAAAGAAGACUGGUUUAACAACCGUGACUCUAUGCAAAACUUCGAUAAAGCUUCAUUCCUCUCAGAUCAACCAGAGCAAGAUCGGUUGUUUCUGUGGAGGUUUUUGGAAUCUCAGAUGUUCGCUACAAUGAUCGACAAUAAAAUUCUAUCUCAAUGGGAUGAACUGGAAACCAACCUGGUGAUAUUUGAUAACAGAAUCAAAUUGUUGAAAGAACGAUACGGUGGAGAAAAUCUGAUGAGAUCCAUUUCAUAUGAACCCUGCACCAUGUCUCACGAUACUCACAAGCUUUUAGAACGAAGAUUACGUUACCCCGAUUUUGAAUCGCCCAUCCCAAGGGAGGUAUCUAAUACUAAAGUUUCCAUUUCGCGUAAUUUUCCUAUACUCGACAAGGACAUACUCAACAAAACGCCGGUGAUUAAUAAAGGAAGUAUACCGAGAGCCAAAGAAUUGAAAAAAGGUUUGGUGUUUGGCAAACCUCCCGUGGGUGCUAAUGACAGAAACGCCAAGACGCAAAAUAGUCAGGAUAUGUCACCCGCCCUUAUUGCUCAAGCAAAUUGGACAUUUGUUGAAAAGUUAUUAAAGGAUUGCAAAAUUAAAACGAAAAGGAUGUUGUUGACCAAACUGGGCGCAGAAGGGGUCACUCUGUCGGGAAGCAAUGGGUCCGACGGUUUUGGUGCCGUUGAAGAAAGUACUCUGGUAGCUUCAUUGUGUGAUUUUCUGGAGAGGGUUUGGGCUCACGGGCUUCAAAGAAAAAGGGGUAAAUCUGCCCUGUGGUCUCAUAUAUUGGCAUAUCAGGAAAAAUAUUGGCAAUUAAACAAAAAGGAAAAUAAUUAUUUUCCAUCUGAGCAAUUUCCUCAUCUAGCAAGAAGCCUGGAACAUUGGCCCAGUUUAGGAAAGGAUCAGCAAUCCACAGAUCUUCCAGAACUGCCCAAUUCUAUCCUCUUUGAUAUUUUCAACGUCCAGAGCAUGGCAGAUGUUAAAACCGGAAUCGGUUUUGCCAGAGCUUGGGUACGACUCGCGCUCGAAAAGAAACAACUUUCGAAGCAUUUCCGAACCCUUUUGUCGGACCAGCAACUGUUGAGAAAUUUGUACAAAAGAUCCGCCUUUCUAAGGUGCGAAGAAGAAAAGGAACAGUUUUUGUAUCAUUUGCUCUCUUUAAAUGCCGUUGAUUACUUUUGCUUUACCAGUACCUAUCCCAUGACUGUGAUACCAUAUAGAAUUGCAAUAGUCACCAAUAAAAAAGGAGCUUAUACAUCUUCCAAUGUUUGGAUUGUUCUCUCUGGAACUUUAUCGGAAACACAGAAAGUUACUGUGCCUAAAAACACAUUCAGUUUUGAACACAGGCAUACUAACUUAGGGGUCUUAACUACAUUGAGAAUAGGUCAUGAUAAUUCAGGUCUUUAUACUAAGCUGAUGGUGGAAUACAUCUUAGUACGGAAUGAAAUUACUGGUCACACUUAUAGAUUUGCUUGUGGUAGAUGGUUAGGGAGAGGGGCAGAUGACGGUUCCAUAGAGAGACUCUUAGUUGGUACUUUAUUGUCUAGAAAGGAGGAAGAAGAAGAACUAAGGCCCACGGGAAGCCUAGGACGAACUCAACUGAGAUCUAAGUCUCCUUCAAUGCCGGCUAGAACUGAUCUCAAACCUUCACAAAUUCAACACAUGCUCGGUGACUGUGUAAAUAACAUUGUGAAAUGGCAUUACAGACGUAGUUCUGAAAGGCACACCACCCUUACGGCACUGUUGUGUGGUGAGAAUGGAUUAGUUUACUGCCUUGAAAAUGUAUUCUUACUUGGAUUUAAAUCUGUCAGAAUGUUUAUGGGUAAAAACUAUCUUUGGGAUUAUUUUGUUCGCGUCAAAGAACAGUUUGAAUCAGAGCUCAUGGAAGAAGUGUCAGGAAAUAGGACAGCUAGCUUAGAAAGAAAUCAUCAACAAACUGUGGCAGUAUGGAGGUGCUAUUGUCACUUAAUUGAUGAAAUGAUGCAUACUAGUAAAACACUUGGAAAAGAUGGGCAAUUCCAACUGUUCAUUUGUUUAAGUGUCAGAGAGCAUUUGUUACACAGAAUGCUCGUGCCAAUGGCCUCCUGUAGGGUAACUCAAGAAAUGUAUGAAGAAAAUUCCUUCUUGAGAAAUAGAGGAUUAUUGACGUUUCUCAGGCAAAUAUUGUUACCAUUGGACGACUUGGAUGUAGUUUUAGAAAAUUCCGUUACCCAUGGUUUAACAUCCCCAUCUCAUGUUUAAAAGACUUUAUAAAGAUAACUAUGGACAUUUUUAUCAUUUCAUUAGCCCAGUCUAUGUUUGGGAAAUAUGAUUUUGUUCUACAAUUGGAAAACUGUAACUGAAUAUAAAAGACAUAUUGUUGUGAAGAGUAUAUCUUAAGGUAUACUAUGUAUAUUGAAUGCUCCUGUAAAAACUUAUUGUGAUAUUUUGUUUCUUGCCCCUUAUUUAGAACAUCUUAUUACCUUCUCUAGUCUGGAUGUUAAGUUCUUACCAAUAUGAUAUUAGUAGUAUAAAGGUGAUAUUGAAGAUAUUUUUAUGAAAAUCAUGUAAAUAUGUUUUUUAUUUUUAGUUUUUAUAAAAAGCAUGCAUUAUAUUAUUUACACAGUACCUUCUGACUAGUGUGUAGUUAAUUGUUAUAUUUAGUUUUACUGCAACAAUAAGACUUAGCCGUGACUUUAUUUUGCUGCGCACUCAGUACAACCACUGCUAUCAUUUUCAGGAAGUAUAAUCUUUAAUCUUACCUUUAAUUUACAUACUCCCUUAAUAGAAAAUAAAGUUUUGGCUGAGUAUAUUGAAUUCAAAAAAUACAAUAAAUGUUAUAAUCUGCUAUGUGUUUUGUGUGAUUUUGAGUUUUUGUUUUAGUAUACUUUCAUCAUAUAUUACCUACACUAAAUAAAAA